Messenger RNA from Doryrhamphus excisus (bluestripe pipefish), 1564 nucleotides. Lineage: Eukaryota; Metazoa; Chordata; Actinopteri; Syngnathiformes; Syngnathidae. The record is from RefSeq and is a predicted model, not a curated record.
AAGUGGGUAACUGUUGGAAACGCUGCCUCCCGACUUGUUCGUUGUACAAACAGGGAAGUUAAAAGUUUCUCGUCUCGUCGAAUUCGAGCUUUGACGGCAGUUUUCCUGCUAUAAACAGUCCUUACUGUUAGUGAAUAGGGUAGUUUUGCUGGCUGCUAGUAAAACCAUUCUAAUGCACAAGUUGCGACUCAAGAAUGUACAGUUUUCACUGAAAUGAGAGGAUGGCAGACAAGGUUUUGGAUGGAGGGCCAUGGACAGGAUGUGCCGUUCUGUUUCUGCAGUCGCUCUGUCCGGAUGCAAACCUGCUCUCUCUCUACAAAGACCAACAGGGAAAGUUCAUCUUCUUUAAAGUUAUCAAACUGACACUCAUAGAUUCAGCAGGCGGGCUCGCUGGUUAUGAGAUACUAAAGGUUCACGAUGCUGAUCCCUUCCUUGGAGUGGAGGUGAAGUUUAUGGAUAUAGCAGCCUGUCAGCACUUCCUGGAGAGCUACAGCUCAGGAGCAAUGCGGCAGUCCAUCUCCCAACAUGCCUGUCGACUUCUGGCGCUGUCACAGGAGUUCAACGUGGAGACCCAGCUUAAGGCCGGUACCCAGGUCCUGGAUCAAUGUCUGGACAAGCUGGAACUUUGUCUACAGCAUAUCCACCUGUCACAACCAGAACGCCUCCGUGAUGAAGAGAUCGAUCAGCUUGAGAAGCAGCUGGAGUGUGAGGUCCACUGGCCUGCCCCCCAGCGGAACCCUGUCAUACAGGAAGUUCCUAGCAACUGCUUCAAGUUUCAGAAUAAAGUGUUUGAGGAUAGAAUGCUGACGGCAGCAGAUGUUCAGAGCUUCGCUAAUGGAGUCGGCCGUCAGUGGAAGCAUGUGGGGAGGACCCUGGGGAGGGACUGCCGCGCUCUACAGGAUACGGCCAUUGACAAUCUGGCCUACGAGUAUGCCAGAGAGGGCCUGUACGAGCAGGCCUAUCAGCUGCUCAGCCGCUUCCUCCAAGCGGAGGGAAGGGCGGCCAAGCUGAGCCGGCUGGUCAAAGCACUGGAGUACUGCAAACUCACCGGCCUUGCUGAAACUAUUCUGGACGUACACCCACAAGACUAACGCUGGGCACUUUUGUGCUUGUGUGAUCACAGCGAUGGAGUCACGGUGAAGGGGGAGGGUGGGGGUGUCUCACCUCUGUUGACUUCCUGCUUUUACAUACAGAAUGCCUGCUCUCUAUUUGGUGACUGUGUGUAUGUGUGUGUGUACUUGCUUUCAUUACUUUUAUUUAGAUGAAGUCCUGCUGUGUGUAUGUGUGUGUGUGUGUGGGUGUGUGGAGUCGUCUCUGUCCUAUGUCAACUCUGUUUUUGCUUUACAGAUGGAAUCUCAUUUCUAAUGACUGCACAACUUGAGGUUAUUCAUUUUCCCCCUAUAAAAUGGGUGCACACAAAUUAAAUGGUUUUAAAAAAAGACCUUCUCAUGUUUGUGUUUGAUGCAUUAGUGUAAUUAAAUCUGAUCAUUUUGUCCAAAUUCCCCCAGGUAUAAAUUAGUGUUAAUCCUCCAUCCAGUCACUCACUCACUCACUCACACACACA